Messenger RNA from Spodoptera littoralis (African cotton leafworm), 1128 nucleotides. Lineage: Eukaryota; Metazoa; Arthropoda; Insecta; Lepidoptera; Noctuidae. The record is from the annotation of a GenBank genome assembly.
AUGUUACUCAACAAAACCAGGCUGGUGGGUUUCACUAAUAAAUCUCGCAAGAGCAAUAUGGAGGGUAACUCCACGUCAGACAUAGUGAUCAUAAGCGGCAACUCACACCCUGAACUAGCGGAAUUAAUUGCCAACCGUCUUGGUGUGAGGAAGGGAGGAUGCUCAGUGUACCACAAAACAAACAGGGAAACUAUUGUUGAGAUUGCUGAUUCCAUUCGUGGAAAAAAUAUUUACAUAGUCCAGACUGGCACUAAAGAUGUAAACAACAACAUAAUGGAGUUAUUGAUAAUGGCAUAUGCUUGUAAGACUUCCUCGGCCAGGUCUAUUGUUGGAGUGAUUCCGUAUCUGCCUUACAGCAAACAAUGUAAGAUGAGGAAGCGUGGAUGCAUUGUCACCAAACUUCUAGCCAAAAUGAUGUGCAAGUCAGGUUUGACACACAUCAUCACAAUGGACCUCCACCAAAAGGAAAUUCAAGGUUUUUAUGAGUGUCCCGUUGAUAAUUUGAGGGCAUCUCCUUUCUUAUUGCAGUACAUUCAAGAAAGUAUUCCAGAUUACCGCAAUUCGGUGAUAGUGGCUCGUAAUCCAGGGUCUGCUAAAAAGGCAACUUCAUAUGCUGAGCGUUUACGAUUAGCUAUUGCUGUUAUACACGGCGAACAGAAGGAAGCCGAAAGCGAUGAAGUUGAUGGGCGCUACUCACCUCCUUGCUUACCUAACCGAUCUCGUACUAUGGAUGUGUCUGUGGGUGUUCCUGUACAUCCAGCUAAGGAGAAGCCGCCUAUCAACGUCGUAGGUGAUGUGGGAGGCAGAAUAGCUAUCAUGGUGGACGACAUGAUUGAUGAUGUUCAAUCAUUCGUCGCCGCUGCAGAGGUGCUAAAGGAAUGUGGGGCGUAUAAAAUUUAUGUACUGGCAACACAUGGACUGCUCUCGUCUGAUGCGCCUCGACUUAUCGAAGACUCGCCCAUUGAUGAAGUUGUGGUCACUAACACGGUGCCCCACGAGCUACAAAAGAUGCAGUGUAACAAGAUUAAAACCAUCGACAUAUCAGUGCUGCUCAGCGAGGCGAUCAGACGUAUCCACAACAAGGAGUCCAUGUCUUACCUGUUCAAAAAUGUAACCCUCGAAGAUUAG